Messenger RNA from Mytilus californianus (California mussel), 2430 nucleotides. RefSeq lists its product as uncharacterized. Lineage: Eukaryota; Metazoa; Mollusca; Bivalvia; Mytilida; Mytilidae. Bases 694 to 2430 code for a protein of 578 amino acids. The transcript has 13 exons. The record is from RefSeq and is a predicted model, not a curated record.
UAUUUUUCUGUCUAAAUCUUUUGGUACCAAAACCAAAAUUAUUUCUGAAAAUAGAUUUGUAUAUAUUUGUAAAUAAUUGUUGUACAUAAAACGAGACAUAAAGUAGCCAGCUAAGUUUUUUAUUGACACAGAAUAUAGUCCGUUUGACUGUUACGUCUUAGUGUUUUGUAUUUGCCUGCAGUUGAAGGAAUUUUGUAGUAUUUAAAUUUUUUAACAUAUUUGAUCGAUAUUGUUUCAUACUUGUAUUAUAGAAAUGUUUAACACUAACCUAAAUAAAGUUUUGAGAAGCGUUUUAAUUGCAGGGGAUUCCAACCUGAAGCAGCUUGUACCAAUGUUUGAAUACCCAGUUAGAACACUGUGCAUACCUGGUGCCAAAGUACAGAAUGACCGGAAAGAAUUCUAUUCCCAACUGAUGAGUGCCAUGAAGACAGAAAACCCGGACCAGAUUGUUCUGCAUCUAGGUUCGAAUGAUGUAUUUGGUGAUGUUGAAUCAACUUUGAGAUCUUAUAGAUUCCUGAUAGAGAAUUUGCUGCUGAAAUUUAAAUCGUUGCAAAUAGGUAUUUGUGGCAUACUUCCCCGUGCAGUAAACCACUAUGAGAGUAGUUAUUGGAACAUGUCAGCAUUGCCAAGACUGCAGAGAGAUGUCGAGAAGUUGAACGCUGGUAUACAGUCUUUAACUUGUGGUUACAGUAGAUGUUUUUUAUUGAUUAUGCACAGCUCUUUAAACCUGCUGUUCAUCUUGGAAGGGACGGACUUCAUGUAAAUAGAAAUGGAGCUUUUAUUUUGAAGAUGACUAUAGAGAACUAUUUAGCAGAGAGACAAAAGUGUGUUACAUCCGUGACUGCAACCUUAUCUCACGUACAGGUACCUGAUGUAGAAUCUUUGUCACCCAAGAUGACCUAUGCAGAAGUGGUGAGACUACCAGUACCUUCUUCUGAUACAGGAAAGAGACCUUUUGACACGGAUGCUGAACAUCAGAAUUCCUCUAGAACCCCUUCUAAGAGGAAGAGAUUGUCUUCAGCUGGGGCAAGAAGAUCAAAUAAUAAAAGAUCUCACAGAAAACCAAGAGGAACUUAUAAAACAGGAUACAGUUUAAAGAGGAAUGAAAUAGUCCUAGAUGUUACUGAGGAUCUGGCUGUUAUCUUGUCAUCCUCAGUCAUUCAUAGUUUCUAUCAGACUGACACGAAAAAGCAAUCUGUGGAAUCCUCACAAGUGAAGCAAUCAAAGAAAACAGCUGUGACUAAGAAAGAAAAAAAAAGCACUUAUAAUUGUCCUGUUUGUCCAGUAAUAUGCUCCAGAGAAGAUUUUCUGAUAGACCAUGUUAUUUGCUGUCAUGCUAAAAAAGGCAAAACUCACUUAGUCAAAGAUCUUUCUCUUCAGGUACCAAUAACUGAGGAACCUGUAGAGGAGCUUAGGAGUUCCUAUGACGAGACUGAUAAACACAUAGCAUAUGGUAGUGUAUACAUAGAGGGUUAUGAAGUGGAUUGUAUUAUUCCAUCACAAACAGAGUUUGCAGAGAGUGAUGAAGUGGAGUGUAGUAUUCCAACAACAAUAGAGUUUGCAGAGAGUGAUGAACUGGAGUAUAGUAUUUCAACAAUAGAAUUUGCAGAGAGUGAUGAAGUGGAGUGUGGUAUUCCAACAACAAUAGAUUUUGCAGAGACUGAGGAAGUGGAGUCUAGUAGUCCCACAAGAAUAGAGUUUGCACUAACGACAGUGAAGGUUUUGGCAAGCAGAUGUUGGAAGAACUUCAAAAGGUUUAUCCUGCAUCUCUGUGGGGAUGUUGAAGAAAAUCCAGGACCUACAAUGGUAGAUCUGAAGUGCAAGUGGGAGCAGUGUACAGAGGACAAGUUCGCUGAUAUUCGUCUAUUAGCCCAGCAUGUGAUUUCGCACAUUCAUCCUGGAAUUCUUUGCCAAUGGGAAGAAUGUGUAUAUUGUUGUCCAAAUGAACAAUACAAACUGGAAAUUCAUGUGCUACAACAUAUAUACUUGGAACAGUUUACUUUUCAGUCAAUUGAAGAAUGGGGAAGAGCACUUCCUUCUGGACAGUUUUCAGAGAAUUGUACUGAUCUUCACUUGUGUCCUCCUAAUUUGAAAAUUAAGUUAGGCCUCCCAUUGUUAGAUGAAGAAUUUAGUAUGCCAUCUCAGUACCCGUAUACUGUUAAAGAUCAUCAGCUUUAUGUACUACAAUUACAGACAGAGAAUCCAGAAAAUUAUGAAAGAUUAGUAUCUGCCUUUCAACAAAAGGUUGAAACCAUGAGUGAUACUACAGCUAGUCAAUCUAGAACUGAACCCUCAACUUCUACUAGUGGUAAUACCACAGAGCUGACAAUCCAGGGAAUUGAUCAAUUGGCUGUCUUGAACUCUAACAUGACACGCUCAAGUCAACAGGUUAUUGUCACAAAGUACAGUAAAAUUUACACUCAGAGAUGA